This is a messenger RNA of Python bivittatus (Burmese python), 4491 nucleotides long. RefSeq names its product lipase E, hormone sensitive type (gene LIPE). Gene Ontology annotation, molecular function: triacylglycerol lipase activity; sterol ester esterase activity. Gene Ontology annotation, biological process: cholesterol metabolic process; triglyceride catabolic process. NCBI's taxonomy places the organism in Eukaryota, Metazoa, Chordata, Lepidosauria, Squamata, Pythonidae. Gene Ontology annotation, cellular component: cytosol. The record is from RefSeq and is a predicted model, not a curated record.
UCCGAACGUUCGGUCGAAGGCGGAAACCGGUCCGCAAAGGGGCCAACUGUGGGCAGAAGUGGACGGAAGCCCCGUUGGACAUGGGAUUUCAGAGGAAUGUUGAUCUGGUGCCCCAGAACUCCCAUCCUUAGAGGAGAUGAUCUUCUCCGAAAAAAAGCGGAGUCAGUUUCCCCAGCGGCGUUUUAAGUCAGCCAGUGAUUGUAAGGCAACUCGAUCCCCUCAUCAGGAAGCUGGAAGCCGGAUAGUUGACACCCGGGCUUCCAGUCUUCCAGGAACAGCAGUCAGAAAGGCUAUUUGGGCCGUAUGGAGUACGUAGCUGAGACAGUGACAGGAGAGUGCUCCCCCGAUUCCAGCACCAUGGAUGCCCGGCCACUGUUCCAAACGUUGAUCACGCUGGUAGAAGAUAAUGCUGCUUUCUUCCAGAAUGUCCCUACCGAGACAGGCCGGCGCUUUCUGGCAGCCUUCACAACCAUCCGGGAGCACGCCCGGUGCCUGGAGCCCAUACUCGGCCACUUCUCUGCCAUCUACCACAUCUUUGACCUGGACGAGCACACGCCAGCCAAUGGCUACCGCAGCCUGGCCCAGACAGUGCGCUGCUGCGUGGCUCACAUCAUCCACAAGAGCCGCUACGUAGCGGCCAACCGCCGCAGCAUCUUCUUCCGCACCAACCAUAAUUGUGCCGAGCUGGAAGCUUACUGUGUCGCCUUGACCCAGCUCCGAGCCCUGGUCUACCUCGCCCAACGCCUGCUCACCCAGAACCGCCCAGGGUGCCUCUUCAACCACGACGACCGUGGCCUCUCGGAACAGUUUCUCCAGGAAUACAUCACUAUGCACAAGGGAUGUUUUUACGGGCGCUGCAUGGGCUUCCAGUUUGCUCCUUCAAUCCGGCCUUUUCUGCAGACCAUCGCUAUCAGCCUCGUCUCCUUUGGGGAAAAUUACAAACGUCACGUUUCUGGCAUUGGCGUGGCUGCUGGCUCUCUUUUCACAAGCGGGAAGUUUGCCAUUGACCCUGAGCUACGAGGAUCGGAGUUUGAGCGCAUUACUCAAAACCUGGAUGUGCAUUUCUGGAAAAGCUUCUGGAACCUCACUGAGAUGGAAUUGCUAGCGUCCCUGGCCAGCAUGGCUUCGUCCCAGGUUCGAUUGUCCAGAGCCUUGCUGGUGCCACCCCAUUCCUUCGACCUGCCUCUGGUUGCUGACCCCAAACUGACUGUCACCAUCACACCUCCGGUAGCCCACACAGGGCCAGGAGGUGUCCAGAUGAGGCUCAUUUCCCACGAGCUGCGUGAAGGACAGGACAGCCAGGAGUUGAUCAAACUGAUGCGACCAGAAGCAACCCUCGCCCUGGAGCUGCCCUGGAAAACCAAGACACUGCCUCGCUCUCCUCACCUUGUGGUGCAUUUUCACGGAGGGGGUUUCGUAGCCCAGACUUCCAAGUCUCACGAGCCCUACCUGAAAUCUUGGGCUCAGGAACUCGGGGUUCCAAUCCUUUCUAUCGACUACUCACUGGCCCCAGAGGCACCCUUCCCUCGGGCCUUGGAGGAGUGUUUCUAUGCCUACUGCUGGGCCAUUAAGAACUGCCACCUCUUGGGUUCCACAGCACAAACGGUGUGCCUCGCAGGGGACAGCGCCGGCGGGAACCUCUGCAUCACCGUCUCCAUGCGCGCAGCUGCCUUUGGGAUUAAGAUGCCGGAUGGGAUCAUGGCGGCGUACCCCGCCACCCUCAUGCAGGCGGCAGCCUCCCCCUCACGGCUUCUCACACUGCUGGACCCGCUCCUGCCUCUUAGUGUCUUGUGCAAAUGCCUCAAUGCCUACGCAGGGAUGGAGUCAGAGCAGAAAGAUGAUCCCUCCGUGGAGAAGCUGGGUCCUGUGAACAUGGUGCGCCGGGAUACCGCCCUCCUCUUCCGAGACUUGCGCCUGGGUGCGUCAGCCUGGAUUGGCUCUUUGUUGGAUGGCACAGGCAAGCGCAACAGGGCGGGUGGAGUCAAUGAAACCGUGAGGAAGAGCGCCUCCGAGACGGACCUGAAAUCCAAGCUGUCUGCGAGCCACAAAGAUUCCUGGAAGAGACAGACUUGUCAAAACUUCUUAGGUUCUCCAGAUGUCCAGCUGGCCCCAAGGCCUACCACCCCUGACCCAGAAGAGCAGCCCACCUUCUUCCUCUCCGACAACGAGCAAGAAGCCUCAUCUUCCAGCAAUGACCACAGCUUGAUCUUUCCCAACAACUUCCAGCCCCUGCGCUCUGACCAGCCUGCCACCAGCUUGUUUCUGGCGCCGUCUCCCAUCCUGAAGAAUCCGUUCAUGUCGCCCCUUUUGGCCCCAGAUGGAAUGUUAAAGGGGCUCCCUCCAGUCCAUAUCGUGGCAUGUGCCCUGGACCCCAUGUUGGACGACUCAGUGAUGUUUGCCCGGCGGUUGCGGGCCAUAGGGCAGCCCGUGACCCUGCGAGUGGUGCAGGAUCUGCCCCACGGCUUUCUCAGCCUGUUCCAGUUGUGUCGCGAGACACGCCAGGCCUCAGCUGUCUGCACGGAGCUCAUCCGGAACAUUCUGGUCCCUUCCAGUAACAACCCCCCACAACCGCCAACUGUCCUCCGGAAACAUCGCAAACUGGAGCGAACUUCUCCAGCCGGGGCUGUUAAUGCCUGCGUUGCCAACCACACUCCCCUCCAGGAGAAUGGCACAUCCCCUCAGCACAAAGGGUUGCGCAAUGCGGCAGCAGAGAGCAGAAGCACUAGACCUGGGCAAGAGGUCCAGGCCACCAGCAACACUCCAGAGCUCCAAGGCGGGAGCUGCUCCUUAGACCAGCAAAGUAGAGCCAAGAACAACGGCAGCUUUUCAACAGCUGCUCCUACCUUGAAUGCCACUGUCCCUCCCAGCCAGGAUUCUGGUCCCUCGAGCAGCACAUCGGGCAGAGGGGUGGGGGCCUGAGCCCCCGACAUAUCACCAAGACCUUGUGGCUUGAGAUGGUGUGAUUUGCAGUGGAAAUCCUUGGUGCUCUUUCUUCAUGCUUUGGUGACCCCCUCCCCCCUAAACCUCAAGAGCCCGGCCCCUGUUGCUGCUGACUCAGUCGCUAACAAAACAUGGGGCAACCGUUUGUCCCAACUGAUUCCUUCUUCUCAUCUCCUGGAAUGAUGCUUUUAUACUGUUCGGAUUUUUUAAAAAAGAAAACGCUGCAUAAAACUCUGCAGCCAAUAUCUCGUGGUUGUGUUGGGGCUGAGAAUCCAGGUGUUCUCGGCCUCCCUGUUUCCAGUCACCUUGGCACCCACCUACCUUCUGUCAGCUUUUGAUCUCAGUAUUAGGUCAACAUCUCUAGGGAGAUGUGUUGGGGGGGUGGCCUUCUACCAAAUCGAAAGAACCCAUUCCACCACCACCUAACUAGCCUCCUCCUUGGCACAGAGGGAGGGGAUGAUGGAGUUUGGUCCAUCCAGGCCAGCUGAGCCAAACCUUAAAAGCACUAAGUGUUCCUCCCAUUUGCACAAAAAAGUAUUAACCGUCACUGCCUUGUCCCAUCGCCAUUCCUCAGUAUCAGCCAUGUUUUGAGGGGAAUACGUGCCAUUGCACUGAGAUUUUUCUUCCCACAACACUCUUUUCUAUCCACCUCACCCUGCUUGCCUUUGGGGAUGGCUGUUCUUAUAAACCAAGGGGGAGGGAAGGUUCAGAGGAACAUGGGGACUUCUCCCUCCUCAGAAAGGCUGUAGGCUUCAGCUUCCUCCUGGGGUGAGCAGGACAACUAUUUUUGUAAAUAAAAGCUGGUUUGAUUUUGAGUGAUGUAUCCUCUAUACUUGGAAGCUGAGACAGGUGUGUGUGGGCGUGGAAGCAAAUUCCAGGUAAGGUUGAGGGAGACAAGCCACAGGUAUAAUAAGUCUCUUAUCCCGGAUCCCCUCCAGGUACCACACAUAUGCCUGUCUUGAUAGCAGUUCAAGUCACUGGAGACUCCUUAAAACCAAGAUUGGUUUGUGUGUAAUCCCUCCCAGAAAAUCAGCUGCUUCUGUUGUUACCCUUUUUAUGGUUUAUUCAACCCUUCCUCGUGAUCUUGUGUAUCCUUGAAAGCUGCUUUCCUCCACGCACAAACUUUUUUGGGGGGAGUGCCAGUUUCCAGUUUUGAGCAAAAGCGAGCUGGGCUCGCACACGCCUGGUUGACCCUAAAAUCAGAUUAAGAGAAUUGGUGUGUUCAGAACAUGCUACUUUAAACACCCUAGGGAUGUGCAAAUUUCAUUGAUCCAGGAUUAGAAAGUGGGAGAGUCAAAAAUGAAGAUGGUGUCCAUCCUUUUUUAAAUGUAUCUUGCAUGAAAAAGAGCAGGGUUUGGGACCUGGCGGUGGGACAGAGCCUCAAUCCAGCAAUACAAGCACUACCGUUCUGGAGAGCUAAGGAUUCAGAAUCUCAUUUUCGCUUGCACUCCUGAGUCCGAGGAUUGCUCAGCUAUUUAACUUGGUUAGCCUCUCUUGUUCAGGAGCCUUUUCAGCUAAAGAGCAGGAUUAAAAUGCUUUAAAAUAAAACUU